AUGCUCUGGGCUGGCAGGAUGAGGCUGGGGACCUUUGGGAUCUUGCUAGUGCUUCUCCAAGCAUCAGCAGCCUGCGAGUUUGGACCGUUUCCUUACAGCAUCACGGGGAUCGUCUGCAGGAUGACGAAGCCCGCGGCACUGCUGUUGAACCAGGAAACAGCGCAGGUCAUUCAAGCGGCGUUCAGAAAUGCCAGAUUCCCAAACAUCACCGGCGAAAGGUCCAUGCGGUUUCUUGGCAAGGUGGCCUACGGGCUGACUAACAUCCAGAUCAACAACUUGUCCAUUGAGAAGAGCGAGGUAGAGCUCAAGGAAAAUGACGCCAUUGACAUUGCCAUUAAAAACGUGGCAGCUAUCUUCAAAGGGACCCUGAACUACGGCUACGCCGGGGCCUGGUUUUUGCAGCUUUUUCAUUCAGUUGAUUUUGAAAUUGAGUCUUCAAUUGAUCUUCAGAUAAACAUUAAUCUGAUGUGCCAGAAGGACCAGGUGGCUGCUGAUGCCUCAGACUGCUACCUGACUUUCCAUAAACUGACACUUCACCUCCAGGGAGAUAAGGAGCCGGGCUGGCUGAAGCAGCUCUUCACAGAUUUCAUUGCCUUUACUUUGAAGCUUGUUCUCAAGAGUGAGGUUUGCAAGGAAAUCAAUACUCUUGCCCAGAUGCUGGCAAAUUUUAUACAAGACCUAGCAGCAAAUUUUGUCCAGGAUGAGGCUAUCAGACUUGAUAUCUCCCUUGCAUCAGCUCCUUUAAUAAAAGCAAAUUACCUAGAAUCGCAUCACAAGGGCCUUGUCCAGUACAAGAACUACUCCGAUGGCUUCAGUGACUCUCUUUUCUCCCCAUCUCUGCUGUCUGAAUCCAGAAUGCUCUACUUCUGGCUGUCUGAACAUAUCCUCAACUCUCUGGCUUCAGCGGCUUUCUUGGAUGAACGCCUGACGUUGACCAUUGUAGGGGAGAAGCUGCAGGCGCUGUUUGAAAUUGAAGACACAGAGGCUCAGCGGAGAGCAGUGCAGAUGAUUUUUCAAGGCACCUCCUACAAUGAUUCUGUGGCCAAGGUGUGGAGUCUCACCCAUCCCGAGAUUUCUCUCCAGCCUGAAGGGACAGUGGUGAAGUCUUUGGUAGCUGUGGAGAUCAGCAUCCUUCCUCCAGGAAAAGAGACCCUGAUGGCUCUCUAUAUGGAGAAGGAAAUCACAGUCACUGUCCAAGCUGCCUAUGUGGAAAAGAAACUAAUUUUGCACCCCUUGGACUCCAGAACGGAGUUUAAAGCCUUUAAAUGCAUGGCUGACCCAAGCGGAAAGGACCAAUCCGUAAGAAACUUCCUGCAGAAAAUGAUCUCAGUCACUGGGAUCCCAGAAGUGAUUUCCAGGAUCGAACCAACUUUAACUUCACUGAUGAACAGCAAAGGGCUUCACCUAUUUGACAUCAGAAAUCCUGAGAUCAUCACAAGAAAGGGAUACUUAAUUGUACAACUUGACUUUGGCUUCCCGGAUCAUUUGCUUCUUAAUUUUCUUGAGAAAACAUUAUAG
This is a messenger RNA of Rhea pennata, 1518 nucleotides long. It is a transcript of the gene CETP, whose product is annotated as cholesteryl ester transfer protein. Gene Ontology annotation, cellular component: high-density lipoprotein particle. The transcript has 16 exons. Gene Ontology annotation, biological process: triglyceride homeostasis; phospholipid homeostasis; cholesterol homeostasis. The coding region runs from base 1 to 1518 and encodes 505 amino acids. The record is from RefSeq and is a predicted model, not a curated record. NCBI's taxonomy places the organism in Eukaryota, Metazoa, Chordata, Aves, Rheiformes, Rheidae. Gene Ontology annotation, molecular function: triglyceride binding; phosphatidylcholine binding; cholesterol binding.